AUGAUAACAAGGCCACAGGUGGUUAGAAUACCAUGUCAAGCGUUUUGGAAGCCGUCUACAUCGAGUUUUUCGACGUCGACAGUUCCGAGCAAUACUAAGGUAAGAUUGGGGAAGUUUUGGUAAAAAAAGUGGUUGAAUGUGCGUUGAGGUGUUGAAUUAUGGAGGAUGAGAUAGUGUGGAGAUGGAGUGGACAUUUUGCUUUUUGGGUUUGCUUUAUUUUGUCUAGAAAACGUCAAUUUUUGAAAUUUUAGACAAGUUUUUGCUGAUUUUUUUUGAUUUAUAAAAAAAGGUAAAUUUUAAUAUAAAAAAAGCCUGGCAAUUGUGAGACAUGAUUGUUAGCUCUCUAACUAAUAUUUACAAUCCAAUUUUUGAGGUGUUCGAUCGAGAAGUCAAACGAAAACAACGGAAUUGGGCCGCCAAGUCCAAGGACUUCGAGGCCGCGCAAUACCUCCGAAAAGAAUGUGGCGAACGAAUUGCUGACCGAGUCUUCGACCUCACCAAGUUCAAUGAAGUCUGUAUUGAUCUGGGCUGUGGCGCCGGCUUCAUUGCGCCACAUUUGAUCAAGGAAAAUGUCGGGAAAAUGAUUCAAUGUGACGUCAGCGAAGAAAUGGUCAAAAUCAGCAAAGGAAAUGAGGAAGUGAGUCGGGGAAUGGGUGUUAAAUUAAAUGUAGCGACUAUAUUAUUCCCUCAGUUACGGCAGAAACUUUUUUUAAAAAAAUUUUUUUGUAAAAUACGAAAAUUUUAGUCGUUUUUUUUGUUGUUGACAGGUGACUAAAAUAAGGUAAUUUCUUGAUGAAAGCUUUUCAAAUUUGACCUGAAUUUUUACCUAAUAGCAGAUAUCAGAAUUUUAGAAGCAAUGGAUGUUUAUUUUUUAAUUUUUAGUUUCUAAAAUACGGGGCUUUAAAAUUUUUCACAAAAAAUGGCUAAAAUAAGGUGAUUUUUGAUGAAAAUACUCUAAAAUUGUCAAAAUGUAGUGGAAAUUUUUCAUCAAAUACGGUUUUCAGUUCCCCGUCGAACGUCUCGUAGCCGACGAAGAGCUGGUUCCGUUCGAAAACGAGUCCGCGGACCUCAUUUUGUCCUCUCUGUCGGCCCAUUGGAUCAACGAUUUGCCCGGCUGGUUCAAGCGAAUCCACGAUGUUUUGAAGCCGGAUGGCGCCCUGAUUGGAUGCUUAUUGGCUGGAGACACCCUUCACGAAGUCCGAGUGGCAUUGCAAUUAGCGGAAAUGGAGCGGUUAGGAGGCAUUGGAUCCCAUAUUUCCCCCUUUGUUCAGCCCCAAGAUAUCGGCGGAUUAAUGGGAAGGGCGGGCUUCGGGAUGAUCACACUCGAUCUGGACGAGAUUGAGGUGAGAAUGGAGGGUUUGAAAGGGAAUUCGGGGUUUUUUUUGAGGAUUUUUGAGGCAAACUGCCGAUUUUACCUUAUUUUAUGCGGCUUUUUGCAAUUUUUGAGGUUUCAUCAAAAAUUUGAAGGCCUACUUCGUUGUGAAAAAGUAAGAUACACUCUCUGGAUUCUCUGUGCAUCAAGAAACCCAAAAUUAAAAAUAGAUUUUUUGAUGAUUUUACCUAAAAUAAUAUAUUUUUGUGUAUAAAAAUAUACAUUGUUACCGGUCUAAACCCCGAAAUACAGUGGGGACCUGAUCCAGUGGCAAAAAGCGUACCAUUUUGCAACCGGGAAGCAUCAAAAAUGUGGCAAAAUGCCUCCUUCUCCAAGUUAAAAAACUUCGUUUUGAAGGGCCCUUUCUGUCACAAAAAUAACGGCUGAAUUGGGAGUUUUUUUCACUUGGAGAUGGAGGCAUUUUGCCACAUUUUUGACACUUCCCGGAUGCAAAAUGGUACGUUUUUUGCCACUGGAUCAGACCCCCAAAUCCCCAUUUAUCAGCCAAAUUGAGUAGUUUCCGAUUUCAGAUCGGCUACCCCAACCUCUUCUCCAUCCUCUACGACCUUCAAUCCAUGGCCGAAUCCAACGCCAGCCUUCGCCGCUCCCCCCUAAGACGAGAUAUUCUGAUCGCGGCUGAUGCAAUAUACCGCGCAAUGUUCGCCAAAGAAUCCCCGGAGAGGCUGCCCUGCACUUUCCAGGUCCUCAGUUUCAUUGGCUGGAGGCCGGGGCCGGAAAUGCCCAAGCCCGCGAAGAGGGGAAGCCAGAAUGUGUCGUUGAAGGACCUCGGGAAAGUGAUCGAAGAGCCGGAAAAGUUCUUCAAACCCGAAUAA
Molecule: messenger RNA, 2205 nt
Organism: Bursaphelenchus xylophilus (pine wood nematode)
Lineage: Eukaryota; Metazoa; Nematoda; Chromadorea; Rhabditida; Aphelenchoididae
Source: the annotation of a GenBank genome assembly